AUGAAAGUUGAAGAGACGGUUAAAGAGACAUACUACGAGAUUCUAGGUAUUGAAGAAAAUGCAACAGAAGACGACAUACGCAAAGCAUAUCGACGUCAAGCUUUACUAUGGCAUCCUGACAAAAAUGCUAAUAGACGUGAAGAGGCUGAAGCUAAAUUUAAAUUGAUUGCUGAAGCUUACGAAGUUUUAAGCGAUGCCGAAAAAAGAAGAACGUAUGAUUUAUAUGGCAAAGAAGGCCUUAAAAAUGGAGGUCCAGCAUUUGAAACCAGAACGGGACCAUUUCCACACUUUCAAUUCCAUGAUCCAAACGAAAUAUUUAGGAGAUUCUUUGGAAAUGAUCCCUUCAGUGAUUCUUUCUUUUCUGAUCCAUUUGGAUUUGGUAUGCCGAGACCCCAAUUUUUUGGUGGCUCCAUGUUUUCCGAACCCAUGUUUGGUCAAUCUAUGUCAUCGACGACAUUCCUCUCGUCAAGCAGCUCAUUUGGAGGCAAUGGUGGAUACAAAAAAACAACUACAACACAAAUAGUUGAUGGUGUUAGGACAACAGUGACUAGAAUAGAAGAUGCAGAUGGAAAUAUUUCCGAAGAGACGAUAAGGUCUCAAGACACAGGAAAUUUAAGGAUGAAUAACAUGCAACAUCAUUUUAUUCAAGACAACUAUAAUACUCGGAGAAAUAUACCAAUCCAAGAUGGGAACAUGUAUUAUUCUCCUGUUACCAUGCAACAACCAGGAUACAAUAUUCAAUAUGAAGGAGAAAGUAGAGAUCAACAACAACAUUAUGAAUCUCAGCAAGAACUGCCGCACCGUAGGAUGAGUGGAGGAACGUCUUCUUCAAACAAUAGAG
Molecule: messenger RNA, 841 nt
Organism: Acaulospora morrowiae
Lineage: Eukaryota; Fungi; Glomeromycota; Glomeromycetes; Diversisporales; Acaulosporaceae
Source: the annotation of a GenBank genome assembly